UAACAUGUAGUAACACGAGUGUUAGUAACGUAAACAGUGAUUGUGUGUGUGCGCCAAUUGAGGUUAUGUGGCCAUGGCCAACUCGGAGACGCCGCUCCAAGCCAGCCGCAAAAACGCCUACUACCGCAGCAUUUUCGACAAAUACGACCGGGACCAUGACGGUUUUAUCAACAUCGGGGAGCUGAAUGACCUGAUCGAGAGCCGGGAAUAUGACCACGACAUCCCCGAGCACGUCGUGCGGAAAAUCCACCAAAUGGCCGAUCAGAACCACGACGACCGAAUCGAUUUCACCGAAUUCGUGGACAUGAUAAACCACCCGGACCUCCAGUACGUUUUCGGGCACUAUGUCAACAGGUACAUCCAGAUGGUGGUGCCCCGCCGACGGGGCGCCAGCGAGGUGGACGGGGCCUACGACGACCAGUACUCCUGCUACCCCCCGGCCGUGGGCAUGAUCAUUAUUUCGCUAAUCGAGGUCAUUUUUUUCUGUGUGGAUGAGGCAAUCGAGGCGGAUUCGACCAAAUCGGCCUCGGGCCCCAUCAGUUCCGUCUUCAUCUACGACCCCUACAAGAGACAGGAGGCUUGGCGGUUCAUCACUUACAUGUUUGUGCACGUUGGAGCCUUCCAUUUGUUUGUCAAUCUUUUGGUGCAAAUUCUACUGGGGACUCCGCUAGAAAUGGUGCACCGGUGGUGGCGAGUGCUCCUCAUUUAUUUCGCGGGGGUCCUCGCCGGGUCGCUUGCUACCUCAAUCGCCGACCCCACCGUGAGACUUGCGGGGGCCAGCGGUGGGGUCUACUCCCUCAUCACGGCACAUAUAGCCACCAUUAUAAUGAAUUGGAGGGAAAUGUCGUUCCCCAUCGUCCAGUUAUUUAUUUUUUUGAUCAUUAUGGCCUCCGACAUUGGGACCGCCAUUUACAAUCGGUAUUUCCUCGAAAUGGACGAACAUAUCGGGUACAUGGCCCACUUUGCGGGGGCUAUUGCCGGGCUCUUGGUGGGGCUCAACGUCCUAAGAAACCUAGAAGUGACAACGGUCGAACGGGUCAUUUGGUGGCUCUCUAUCGUCACGUAUUGUCUCCUGAUGGCAAUCGCAAUCAUUUGGAAUUUUGCCUGGCCUGAGUAUUUUUUGAAAAGUCGGGAACGGAUUUGAGGUUAGGAAAUGACACAAAAGUGUAACAAUUAUUAUUUUUAAGCACAGAUUAGGUACAAAGUGACCAGUUUUUGCAGUAUUGUAUGACUAGAGGUUGAUUUUAGUAUUAUUUUUGAUUUUGUAAAAGUGGGGUUAUGUCGGCGCAUAAUCAGAAAGUGUUUUAUUUGAGCAUUGCGCGAGCCCCCAACUCAUCUGGACGGACUCGCAACCGUGUUUCAAGCCCCUAGUAUUAAGGUCAGCCCCCUCAAACAUUUUUUUGUAAGCAAUUUAAUAUGCAAAGUAAAAGUGAGGUUAUGUUUGACAAUCCACGAAAAGGCCUAGUUAUAGUAUUUGCGGUGCCUUCCUAGCACAAAACUCUAGUAUUUUUUAUAUUCUACUUUAUUACGUCCAAAUAUUUACAACAAUAAAAGACUUAUUACUUGA
Molecule: messenger RNA, 1567 nt
Organism: Tribolium castaneum (red flour beetle)
Lineage: Eukaryota; Metazoa; Arthropoda; Insecta; Coleoptera; Tenebrionidae
Product: rhomboid-related protein 2
Exons: 3
Coding region: 74-1144 (356 amino acids)
Cellular component (GO): membrane
Molecular function (GO): calcium ion binding; serine-type endopeptidase activity
Source: RefSeq, a predicted model, not a curated record